Anguilla rostrata (American eel) is the source of this 2984-nucleotide messenger RNA. RefSeq names its product UDP-glucuronosyltransferase-like. NCBI's taxonomy places the organism in Eukaryota, Metazoa, Chordata, Actinopteri, Anguilliformes, Anguillidae. The coding region runs from base 236 to 1825 and encodes 529 amino acids. Gene Ontology annotation, molecular function: UDP-glycosyltransferase activity. The transcript has 5 exons. The record is from RefSeq and is a predicted model, not a curated record.
UCGGGCAUGCUGCAAUCAGAGGGAGAUGAAGCACCCGUUAAAGCUGAAAUGAACUUUGUACCCUAACUGCAGGAAGUGUUGUGCCCUUCUGUGUAUACUGCUUCCUUAUUUCUGCACUGGGGACCAACUUAACUUGAACGCGCCGGGAGCUGGGAAUACCAAUCCUCAGAGGAAUUUGUAUACAAUUGACACAGAAGAUUCCAGUGUGAACUGAGUUGGCUUCUGGGUUAUCGCCAUGGUUAUGAUAUAUGAGAACAGAGAAAUGGCAUCACUGUCUAUGUUGCUGGUUCUCCUCCUUGGAUCAUCCACAGUGGUGCAUACUGGGAAGUUACUGGUGGUGCCUAUGGAUGGGAGCCACUGGGUCACGACCCAGGCAGUGGCACAAAAGAUGGGACAGAGGGGACACACGGUUGUGGUUGUGAUCCCGCAGGUGAGCAUGCGUCUGGGACCUACCAAGCACUGUACCACCAGGACCUACCCCGUGCCCUAUGGCCAGGACUUGAUCGAUCGCCUACAGGCCCAGCAAGCAAGUCAUAUGAACAGAUCAGAGCCUUUCCUAGAGAAAGUGUCUCGCAAACUGAAGGGUAUAGGAAACCUCGUAAACUUUCUGACGACCACCAGCGAGAGCUUGUUGUACAAUAAAGAAGUGAUUUCAUACCUUCAGGACCAGCAGUUUGAUGCUGUGCUGACGGACCCCGUGGUGCCUACUGGGGCAAUCCUGGCAGAGCACCUCUCUGUCCCUUUUGUUUUUUUGCUGCGCGGGAUUCCGUGUGGCCUGGAUUUUGCAGCCAUGCCCUGCCCCAGCCCUCCCUCCUUUGCCCCCCGAUUUUUUACCCUGAACACAGACCACAUGUCCUUCUGCCAGCGGGUGCUCAAUGUGUUGGUCAGCUUCCUGGAGCCCCUGUUAUGCAGGAUCUUGUACCAGCCUUUCGACAGCAUUGCCUCGCAGGUCCUCCAGAGAGAAGUGACUGUGGCGGAGAUAUUCAGCCACGCCUCCAUGUGGUUGAUGAGGUUCGACUUCACCUUUGAGUUCCCACGACCCCUAAUGCCUAACAUGGUGCUGGUGGGAGGCAUUAACUGCGCCGUGCGUAAACCACUGCCACAGGAGCUGGAGGAGUUUGUGGAAGAGUCUGAGCAUGGCUUUGUGGUGUUCACACUGGGCUCAAUGGUGUCGGAAAUGCCAAAAGAGAUGGCAACCCAGUUUUCAGAGGCCUUCAGACAGAUUCCUCAAAGGGUUGUGUGGAGGCACACUGGCCCUCUGCCCGAUAACCUUCCAGACAAUGUCAAGAUUUUGAAAUGGCUUCCUCAAAAUGACCUUUUGGGACAUCCCAAAGCCAAGGCCUUCAUCACGCAUGGGGGAACACACGGCAUCUACGAGGCCAUAUGCAAUGGAAUUCCUCUGGUGAUGCUGCCUUUGUUUGGAGACCAGAGCGACAACGUGAAUCGCAUGGUGUACCGCGGUGUGGGCGAGUCCCUGAAAAUAUUAGACGUUACCACAGCCAAACUACUGACAACGCUCAACAAAGUCAUCAAUGAUAAAAGUUACAAAGAGAAGAUGAUGAAGCUCUCAGCAGUGCAUAAGGAUCGCCCCAUCGAGCCCCUCGACCUGGCAGUCUUCUGGACAGAGUUUGUUAUGCGGCAUAAAGGGGCAGGCCACCUUAGGACAGCUGCCCAUGAGCUCAACUGGAUCCAGUAUCACUGCCUGGAUGUGAUUGGCCUGCUCCUCCUCAUAAUAGCGACUGUUGUCAUAGUGACAGUUAAAUGUUGCACAUUUUGUUUUCGGAAAUGCUGCGCAAGAAAGACUCUUAAGAAGAAGGAAGAGUGAGUGUACGCUACUGGAUAAACUGAAGACUGUGCUUUUUAAUGGCGUAAAGGUUUACGCAAAUUGGGAAUAUAAUUGAUUUAUUUUUUGCAGGUGAUUUACUGUAUAGCCAUUCAUUGUUAUGUAAUUAUUAAUGAACUUACUUCUGAUACAUUGCCUGUGACAUGCCAUUAAUCCAGUACCAUCAAUGAUUUCAUUAUCAAUGAUAAUGAGUGAGUCAUUAAUUAGAAUUAUUUGAUCAAACUCUUAACAGUUUUUCUUUAGCACUGCUUUUGUGAAUCAAAUGAAUCAAAUCAAAAUGAAUCAAAUAUAUUCAAAUAUGUAUUUAAAAAAAUAUGAAUCAAAUAUUUUUUUUAAACAAGUCAGAUGGUACUGUUCUGAUAAUGUACAAAGUUGCACUGUGCCAGCCAUUGGGGACAGGGGUGGGGGGCCAUUUUGCUAAACGACAAAAUUGUAUAUUUUUCAUUGUGAGUUUAAGGUGGCACAGUUGAAAAUGGAUUUGGUUUUCCUGGUUAUGUUACCUAUAUGUUUGGCAAAUGGUCCAAAUAAACAAGAUUUAACACAAAAUACCAUAUGUACCUAACCAAAAUAGCAUUGCUGUUGCAUAGUAACUGUGACAAAUACAUACCAUACAUUAUGAAAUAUAUCAAGGGCAUAAUUUACAGGGGGGGUAGGGAGAUUAUAAUAAUAUAAUAAUAUAAUAAUAUAGCAUGAUGAUGAAAAAGACUAUUUCAAAUAAUAAAGAUGGGGAUUUCAUGAUGUGAUUGGAAUGUACUGGGAAACCUAGGUUGUUGUCACAGAAGGUGUAGGUGCCAUGUAUUCCAUGACCACUCCCCGUUUUUGCCAUUUUCACAAAUUCUCUGUUUUUUCUGCUUUCCGUGAUUUUUGGUAGUUUUGGAUGGUAACUGUCAACCUUAACAUGCCUAUGCAUUAUAAAAAUAGCCUAUUGCCAACUGCUGGGAGAAACAAAGUGUCACAAUGUGUACAGUUUCUGCAAUGUACUGGGAUCAAGGUUCUCGUCCUUGACAGUUGUUGAUGCCUGGCACUCCUUCCCCUGUUAGAUAACGUCAGACACAACUGGUGCUCAUCAAAGACUCAGACUUCACAAUGUACAAUAUUUUGUACCAAAAACUUUAAAGAAAUAAAAGCAGACACACGGUAA